AUGACCGCAACCUGCUCUCCGAUUUUCAAGUUGUUGAGAAAAGAUCAAGUUGUGGUAUGGAAUGAAGGCUGUCAAUUUGCUUUUGAUAAGAUCCAAGAAUAUUUGCAAGAGCCUCCCAUCCUGCUUCCACAUGUUGAGGGUAGACCUUUGAUAAAUUAUCUUACCGUGCUCGAUGAAUCCAUGGGUUACAUUCUUGGUCAACAAGAUGAGACAGGUAAGAAGGAGCAUGCCAUUUACUAUUUGAGCAAGAAAUUCAUAGACUAUGAGACAAGGUACUCGAUGCUUGAGAAAAUCUGUUGUGCACUAGCAUGGGCUGCUAAGCGCCUCCUCCAAUACAUGUAUAUCUUUGAGAAACCUACCCUAAAUGGCUGGAUUUCUCGUUCGCAAAUGCGAUUAUCUGAAUACGAUAUUGAGUAUCACACACAAAAAGCUAUCAAAGGAAGUGUCCUCCAUGAUUAUUUGGCACAUCAGCCUGUUGAGGAUCCUCAAUUUGUGCAGUUUGACUUUCCUGAUGAAGACGUCAUGGCUUUGAGAAUGAAGGACAAUGAUGAGCCACCUAUUGAAGAAGCAAGGGUGGAUUUUGAUUGCACUAACAACAUCGUAGAGUACGAGGCAUGCAUCCUUGGUUUGGAAGAGACUAUUGAUAUGCGUAUCAAAUUUCUUGAAGUGUUCAGUGACUCAGCUCUUGUCAUCAAUCAGAUUAAAGGAGAGUGGGAAACUCGUCGUCUGGGUUUGAUCCCAUACAGAGAUUAUGCCAGAAGAUUGUCUACUUUCUUUACUAAAGUAGAAUUCCAUCACAUCCCUCAAGACGAGAACUAG
Molecule: messenger RNA, 819 nt
Organism: Lathyrus oleraceus (garden pea)
Lineage: Eukaryota; Viridiplantae; Streptophyta; Magnoliopsida; Fabales; Fabaceae
Exons: 3
Coding region: 1-819 (272 amino acids)
Molecular function (GO): nucleic acid binding; RNA-DNA hybrid ribonuclease activity
Source: RefSeq, a predicted model, not a curated record